Molecule: messenger RNA, 2149 nt
Organism: Pseudomyrmex gracilis
Lineage: Eukaryota; Metazoa; Arthropoda; Insecta; Hymenoptera; Formicidae
Product: ankyrin-1-like
Exons: 4
Coding region: 279-1769 (496 amino acids)
Molecular function (GO): protein binding
Source: RefSeq, a predicted model, not a curated record
ACUUGGUUUUCUGUAUGUGACAUGUACUAAGCCUACUAGGAGCGAUUCCUGGGGCGUCUUUUUUACCUUAAUAGAAAAAAAAAAAAAAAAGUACCGCCAGUACUGCCAGUAAAAAACGAACGCAGCCAUAUGUUCUAAGAUAUAUACCUAAUUUAAAUUUCACAAUUGUAGUACACAUAAAUAAUUAUAGGAAAACCAAAACUAAAACUUAAGCAGAGAAACAACAUAGAAGAGAGAUUUUAGAGAAAAACAGAUGCAACCUGAGCACUAUUUUUACCAUGAACUUUGAUACAAGCUACAGAUUAACAUGUGCAAUUUGUGAAGGAAACCUAGAAAGAGUAAGGGAGCUAAUUACUUCUUUUGGACUCCCUUAUACACAAGCAUGGGCAGAAGGAUAUGGUUUCCUUUGUGAAGCUAUUAGGAAUAAGCAAACACAAGUUAUUAAACUACUUUUAACAAACGGUUCUGAAGUUAACAGCAACACUGCUGAAUAUACUGAUACUCCACUUCAUUUUGCUGUUAUAAAUGGUGACAUAGAAAUUGUUAAGAUGCUUCUAGACAGAUAUGCUGACGUUAAUGCUACAUCUUAUUAUGGCACAACUCCCUUUCACUAUGCAAUUGAACAUGAGAAAAUGGAAAUUGCUGAAUUACUUUUCAAUCAUGGAGCUAAUGUUAAUGCCAGAAGCCAUUACGGUGUUACACCACUGUAUCUUGCUGUUCAAAGAGGACAUGUAGAUGGUGUUAAGAUGCUUAUGGACAAAGGUGCUGACAUUAAUGCUGAAACUCGGGAUGGCACAACUCCUCUUCACGAUGCGAUUGAAAAUAAGAAUAUAGAAAUUGCUGAAUUACUUUUAAAUCAUGGAGCUAACAUUAACGCCAGUAACGAUGACGGUAAGACACCACUGUGGUUUGCUGUUGAAAGCGGACAUGUAGAUGGUGUCAAGAUGCUUAUAAACAGAGGUGCCAACGUUAAUGCUAAAACUCGGGAUGGCACAACUCCGUUUCACUAUGCGAUUGAAAAUAAGAAAAUAGAAAUUGCUGAAGUACUUUUAAAUCAUGGAGCUGACGUUAACGCCAGUAACGAUGACGGUGUUACACCAUUAUGUCUUGCUGUUAAUAACAGACAUGUAAAAGUUGUUACGAUGCUGUUAGACAGAGGUGCUAACAUUAAUUCUUCAUCAUAUAAGGUUUAUCAUGCCCUUUNUNGUGGCAUCAAUGGUUAUGAACCAGUUGCUGAGAUUCUUACACAGCAUAUAGUUAAGAUGAAAACUGCAAAUUUCUACGUAAGUGAACAAUUAUUGUCAGUGAGUAGCAAAUAUGAAAUAAGAUAUUUACAGGAUAUAUGUGAAACAGAAGUAGCAAUCAUGAAAAAUGAGAAAAUUAGUAAUUCUAACAUUUCAUUGUAUGAUAUCUUGAUAAAAGAUACAAAUCCAUUAGCAAAAUAUAUGAGAAAUAAAAAUGUAGUGCAGGUUUUAAGAUCAGAAGAUUAUAAAACAAAAUAUCCAAUGUACGCUAGCAUGAUAAAAAGUAAGUUCAGAAAAGGUAUGGAAAAGAAAGAGUUGCUCGAACAAGGCACUAAAAUUUUCUCUUUUUUCUGUAAUUUUCCUGAGCUACCACAUGAGUGUAUUGAACAAAUAUUUAGUUACCUCAGUAAUAACGACGUAAGAAGUUUAAUAGAUACUUGUAAGUCUGUUAGUGUCAGUAAUCUUAAUACUGAUAUUACUGAUGUAACACGUAUCUCAAAUACAUCUAAAGUGCUAUGUGUGUAAGUUAAAGAAGAACGAACUACUUUAAACGUGAAAUAACAGCUAUAAAAAUUUAAAGAUUAUUACUUUAUUUUAUAAAUACAGAUUACUAUCUUAUUUUAAAAUUAAAGGUUUAUAAGAGAGUUUAUCGUAUUUUAGUUUUUUAAAAGUUGGUUUUUACGUUUAUAUUCUCUUGUAUAUGUUUUCUUAUGAUGAAUCGGAGGAAAACUAGGCUGUUUUAUAUCUCUCACUUUUUUUCAAACUUUGUGUCAGAUUUUAUAACAUUUUUACAACGAAAAAUUUAUACACAUUAAUCCGAUGGAUACUCUUUCAUUGAACAGAGUGUAACACGUGUAAUUGCUUUUAUUAAUUUAAAAAAUAAAAUUANAUUGGAAAACUUUGAA